Molecule: messenger RNA, 1293 nt
Organism: Camelina sativa (false flax)
Lineage: Eukaryota; Viridiplantae; Streptophyta; Magnoliopsida; Brassicales; Brassicaceae
Source: RefSeq, a predicted model, not a curated record
AUGGGCCUGUUCGAUGAAAUGCCUGUGAGAGCUACAACUUCUUAUAACGCGAUGGUUACGGCUAUGAUUAAAAACAAGUGUGAUUUGGGAAAAUCCUUUCAAUUGUUUUGUAGUAUACCUGAGAAGAAUGCUGUGUCUUACGCGGCGAUGAUUACUGGUUUUGUUCGGGCAGGGAUGUUUGACAAGGCGGAGUCUUUGUAUGCUGAGACACCUGUGAAGUUUCGUGAUCCUGUUGCUUCGAAUGUUUUGUUGAAAGGGUAUUUGAGAGCAGGGAAGUGGAACGAGGCUGUUCGUCUUUUUCAGGGUAUGGCAGUGAGAGAGGUAGUAGCUAAUAGCUCUAUGGUUGAUGGGUACUGCAAAAUGGGGAGACUUGUUGAUGCUAGAAGUCUUUUUGAUAGAAUGCCUGAGAGAAAUGUGAUUACUUGGACUGCUAUGAUUGAUGGGUAUUUUAAAGCUGGUUUUUUUGAAGAUGGGUUUGGUCUUUUUUUAAGAAUGAGAAGGGAAGGGGAUGUCAGUGUUAAUUCUAACACUUUGGCUGUCAUGUUUAAAGCUUGUCGUGAUUUUGGCAGAUAUCGAGAAGGAAGUCAGAUUCAUGGGUUAGUUUCACGCAUGCCUCUCGAGUUUGAUCUGUUUCUAGGGAGUUCGUUGAUUUCAGUGUACUCUAAGCUUGGUUAUAUGGGAGAGGCCAAAGCAGUGUUUGGCGUAAUGAAAAAUAAAGACACUGUUUCUUGGAAUUCCUUGAUCACUGGUCUUGUUGAGCGCGGAGAAAUUUCUGAAGCUUAUGAACAUUUCGAGAAGAUGCCAGAUAAAGACUUGGUAUCCUGGACAGGUAUGAUCAUGGGAUUUUCUAAAAAAGGAGAAAUCUCUAAAUGUGUAGAGUUGUUUAGAAUGAUGCCUGAGAAGGACGAUGUGACAUGGACUGCUAUGAUAUCUGCAUUUGUGAGCAAUGGAUAUUAUGAGGAGGCGCUUUGCUGGUUUCUUAAGAUGCUCCAGAAAGAGGUUUGUCCAAAUUCCUACACUUUCAGUAGUGUCCUCAGCGCAACUGCUAGUUUGGCGGAUUUAAUUGAAGGACUUCAGAUCCACGGUAGAGCUGUGAAGAUGAACAUGGCGAGUGACUUGUCAGUUCAGAAUUCUUUGGUAUCAAUGUAUUGCAAAUGCGGGAACACAAAUGACGCUUACAAGAUCUUCUUAUGCAUCAGUGAGCCUAAUAUUGUUUCUUAUAACACAAUGAUCAGCGGGUUUUCCUAUAACGGUUUCGGGAAGAAAGCUCUAGAGUUGUUUUCCAUAUUGGAA